CUUUCCGACGUUUCUCGGGCAAAAUGGCACCCACCAAGAAGGGAGGUGAGAAGAAGAAGGGGCGCUCUGCUAUCAAUGAGGUGGUGACCAGGGAAUACACCAUCAACAUCCACAAGCGCAUCCAUGGCACAGGAUUCAAGAGGAGGGCCCCCCGUGCCAUUAAGGAGAUCCGCAAGUUCGCCAUGAAGGAGAUGGGAACCCCUGAUGUUCGCAUUGACACUCGCCUGAACAAAGCUGUCUGGACCAAGGGUGUAAGGAAUGUGCCAUAUCGCAUCCGCGUGCGUCUGUCCAGGAAGCGUAAUGAGGAUGAGGAUUCUCCGAACAAACUGUACACCCUUGUUACCUAUGUUCCUGUCACAACGUGCAAAGGUCUGCAGACGGUCAAUGUGGACGAGAACUAGAUCUCCUGUUUUGCAAAUAAUUUUUUAAAUUAUGAUUCCAGUCUUGAUCUCUUUUAAGUGACAUCUUCAGACUGAAGGUGUCACUUAGCUGAGUGAUGAAACGUAUCUGUCAAUAAACGUAACCAGAUGAACUGAUUCAACCAUC
Messenger RNA from Lampris incognitus (smalleye Pacific opah), 546 nucleotides. Its product is annotated as 60S ribosomal protein L31-like. Gene Ontology annotation, cellular component: ribosome; cytosolic large ribosomal subunit. Lineage: Eukaryota; Metazoa; Chordata; Actinopteri; Lampriformes; Lampridae. The coding region runs from base 24 to 401 and encodes 125 amino acids. The record is from RefSeq and is a predicted model, not a curated record. The transcript has 5 exons. Gene Ontology annotation, biological process: cytoplasmic translation. Gene Ontology annotation, molecular function: structural constituent of ribosome.